Mauremys mutica (yellowpond turtle) is the source of this 921-nucleotide messenger RNA. Its product is annotated as olfactory receptor 14A16-like. The transcript is spliced from 2 exons. Bases 1 to 921 code for a protein of 306 amino acids. Gene Ontology annotation, molecular function: olfactory receptor activity; G protein-coupled receptor activity. Gene Ontology annotation, biological process: G protein-coupled receptor signaling pathway. Lineage: Eukaryota; Metazoa; Chordata; Testudines; Geoemydidae. Gene Ontology annotation, cellular component: membrane. The record is from RefSeq and is a predicted model, not a curated record.
AUGGGAGGGGAAUCUCAAAGAAGAGGGACCAAGAACAUCCGUGAGGUGGAUGCUAGUGAGAGGAUUGGGAAGGGAUUAGAGGUGUUUCUAGUGAUUUACCUGGCAGCCCUGGUGGGGAAUCUUCUUAUCUUCAUGGUUAUAGUCUUCGACCACCACCUUCACACCCCCAUGUACUUCUUCCUGAUGAAUCUGUCUGUCCUAGACCUUGGCUCCAUCUCUGUGAUUGUCCCCAAAUCCAUGGCCAACUCCCUCAUGAACAUCAGGUCCAUUUCCUAUGCUGGAUGUGUUGCCCAAGUCUUUUUCCUCCUCUUCUUGUUGGAAGUAGAUUUUUCCCUUCUAAUUAUCAUGGCAUAUGACCGAUAUGUCGCCAUCUGCCAACCACUGCACUAUGAGACAAUAAUGAACAGCAGAGCGUGUAUACAAAUGGCAGCUGGUGCCUGGAUCAGUGGGAUUCUUUACUCUGUGCUACACACUGGGAACACGUUUGCAUUGACCUUCUGUGGAGGCAACAUGGUCGAUCAGUUCUUCUGUGAAAUCCCCCAGCUAUUGAAGCUCACCUGCUCUGACUCAUAUCUGACUGAAGUUAGGGUUCUUGCUUUUAGUAUAUGUUUGUUCUUAGGCUGCUUUAUUUUUAUCAUUGUGUCAUAUGUGCAGAUCUUCAAAUCAGUGUUGAGAAUCCCCUCUGAGCAAGGCCGGCAUAAAGCCUUCUCCACCUGCCUCCCUCACCUCAUUGUGGUCUCCUUGUUUGUUUGCAGUUCUAGCUUUGCCUACCUGAAACCCACCUCCAGCUCCCCAUCUGCUCUGGAUCUUGUGAUGGCUGUUCUCUAUUCUGUAUUGCCACCAAUCAUGAAUCCAAUUAUCUAUAGCAUGAGGAACAAGGAGAUGAAAGCUGCCCUGAGGAGACUGACUGAGUGUAUGUAA